Molecule: messenger RNA, 566 nt
Organism: Ficedula albicollis (Collared flycatcher)
Lineage: Eukaryota; Metazoa; Chordata; Aves; Passeriformes; Muscicapidae
Product: protein SOGA3-like
Exons: 2
Coding region: 13-507 (164 amino acids)
Biological process (GO): microtubule bundle formation; establishment or maintenance of epithelial cell apical/basal polarity
Cellular component (GO): spindle pole; microtubule bundle; midbody
Molecular function (GO): microtubule binding
Source: RefSeq, a predicted model, not a curated record
AGAUUUAGAGGUAUGAUGGAGCGCUGUUUUGACUUCUCACAGGAUGAGCUGGACGAACUUCGGGCUGAAAUGGAAGAAAUGCGUGACAGCUAUUUAGAGGAAGAUGUUUACCAGCUGCAGGAGCUGCGGCGAGAGCUGGACCGGGCAAACAAGAAUUGCCGCAUUCUGCAAUAUCGUCUCAGGAAAGCAGAACAGAAAAGCUUGAAAGUUGCACAAACAGGACAUGUGGAUGGAGAGCUCAUUAGGAGCCUGGAACAAGAUUUAAAGGUAGCCAAAGAUGUUUCUGUCAGACUGCACCAUGAGCUGGAGAGUGUGGAGGAGAAACGCGUUAAAGCAGAAGAUGAAAACGAAGUCCUUCGGCAGCAAAUCAUCGAGGUGGAAGUGUCCAAGCAGACUCUGCAAAAUGAGCUGGACAAGUUAAAAGAGGUAAGCAAUUGUCAGAAAAGCCAUGAAGAGGAGUAUUGCUGGGUUAGAAUGGAAAUUUGGCACACAGGUGUUUUAGACUAAUUCGUACACAAAAUGCUUGCUGAUAGUGCUUGUACGAUUGCCCCAAAGGUCUCCUUUGU